Molecule: messenger RNA, 1442 nt
Organism: Pterocles gutturalis (yellow-throated sandgrouse)
Lineage: Eukaryota; Metazoa; Chordata; Aves; Pterocliformes; Pteroclidae
Gene: SPOP
Product: speckle-type POZ protein
Exons: 9
Coding region: 1-1125 (374 amino acids)
Biological process (GO): proteasome-mediated ubiquitin-dependent protein catabolic process; regulation of proteolysis
Cellular component (GO): cytoplasm; nucleus
Molecular function (GO): ubiquitin protein ligase binding
Source: RefSeq, a predicted model, not a curated record
AUGUCAAGGGUGCCGAGUCCUCCUCCUCCGGCAGAAAUGUCGAGUGGACCUGUAGCAGAGAGCUGGUGCUACACCCAGAUCAAAGUGGUGAAGUUUUCCUACAUGUGGACCAUAAACAACUUUAGCUUCUGCCGAGAAGAAAUGGGUGAGGUCAUCAAAAGCUCAACCUUUUCAUCUGGAGCCAACGAUAAACUCAAAUGGUGUUUACGUGUGAACCCUAAAGGCUUGGAUGAAGAAAGUAAAGAUUAUCUGUCCCUCUAUCUGCUGCUGGUGAGCUGUCCAAAAAGCGAAGUUCGAGCAAAGUUCAAAUUCUCCAUCUUGAAUGCUAAAGGAGAAGAAACAAAAGCGAUGGAGAGCCAGCGAGCGUAUCGAUUUGUACAAGGCAAAGACUGGGGAUUCAAAAAAUUUAUUAGAAGAGACUUUCUUCUGGAUGAGGCCAAUGGACUUCUUCCAGAUGACAAACUCACUCUCUUCUGUGAGGUGAGUGUGGUGCAGGACUCUGUCAAUAUCUCCGGCCAGAACACAAUGAACAUGGUGAAAGUACCAGAGUGCCGCUUGGCAGAUGAGUUGGGAGGACUCUGGGAGAACUCGCGCUUCACGGACUGCUGUCUGUGCGUCGCAAGCCAGGAGUUCCAGGCUCACAAAGCCAUACUAGCAGCACGUUCUCCAGUCUUCAGCGCCAUGUUUGAGCAUGAGAUGGAAGAGAGUAAAAAGAAUCGGGUUGAAAUCAAUGAUGUGGAGCCUGAAGUUUUUAAGGAAAUGAUGUGCUUUAUUUACACGGGGAAGGCACCAAAUCUUGACAAAAUGGCUGAUGACUUGCUGGCAGCCGCUGACAAGUACGCUCUGGAACGUCUGAAGGUGAUGUGUGAGGAUGCACUGUGCAGUAACCUGUCUGUGGAAAAUGCAGCUGAUAUCCUCAUUCUGGCUGACCUCCAUAGCGCUGAUCAACUCAAAACUCAAGCGGUGGACUUCAUUAACUAUCAUGCUUCUGACGUCAUGGAGACAUCAGGCUGGAAGUCCAUGGUAGUGUCGCAUCCCCAUUUGGUGGCGGAGGCAUAUCGCUCUUUGGCCUCUGCACAGUGUCCCUUUCUGGGACCCCCACGGAAGCGACUGAAGCAAUCCUAAAGUCCUGUUUGUCACACCACCCCAUGUUUUUCUGGAAGCAGCAUUGGCUAUUGCUGCUGUAGCCUUGACCAGGUAGACAGCGAAAUCUGUGGAGCUUUUACUCUGUUGUUGGGGGGAAGAGACUGCUUCGUGACACCCAGACUUUUUAAAACAGCACCAAGUAACUUGGGGAGAGGGGGGAGGGUGGGCCUGGGGCUCUGGGGCUGUUAAACCUAAUGAAUCCCUGUUGCUGAAUCGUCUGUGUGUUCCCUUCGACUUGGCUGAGUCAAUUAAGUACAGGGUUCGGUUUUAGGCGCCGACCCACGUCGGAAUAACCC